GCUCUCUGCUGCCCACCACACCUCUCCGCCACUUCUCCCGCCGCCCAGACUCCGCCCCGUCCGCUCGUCACGAUGAGGAUCGAGACGUGCUACUUCUGCUCGCAACCGUGCUACCCAUCCAAGGGUAUCACUUUUGUGCGCAACGAUGCGAAGGUCUUCAAAUUCUGCCGCUCGAAAUGCCACAAGAACUUCAAGAUGAAGCGUAAUCCCCGCAAACUCGCCUGGACCAAAGCCUUCCGCAGCGCACACGGAAAAGAAAUGCCCAUCGAUGGCACUCUUGCAAAUUUCGCCCAACGCCGCAAUAUCCCCGUCCGCUACAACCGCGAUCUGGUACAGAAGACGCUACAGGCCAUGUCUCGCGUGCAGGAAAUCCGCGAUCGUCGGGAACGCCAAUUCUACAAGGACCGCAUGAAGGGCAACAAAGCACGCCAGCUCGAAGCCGAUCGCAAGCUCGUUGCCGAGAACCAGCACUUGUUGCCUGCGCAGUACCGCGACCAAGUCGAGCAGGCCCUGCAAACUUUGCCAGAGCAGGUCCAAGAGGAGACUAUGGAAGAGGAGCUGGACGAGGAAAUGGCUUUGGAGGAGCAAGCACGUUUGGCGCCGAAGAAGAGUGCACUCAAGCAGAAGCGGAAACAACAAUUGGUCCGAGGAGGAGUUGCGGAAGAGAUGGAUGUCGAUGGUUGAUUUCAGCAUCUCGCCUUGCGGCAGCAACCAGUUUCACGAUUGUCAGCGAAGGUGUCUGGCGUUUUCAUGAGUUCAUGGCUACAUACAAACAGCGACCUUUCAGUGGCAUGAGACCACUCAAGCACAUUGGGAAUUUCACCUAUGCACUGCGACGACAAUGCCCGUCAUCGAUAUGCAGUGCUGCUAAGAGUACAAUAAUCAUCCUCAAAUCCGAAUCCGCGUACUCCGAGCGUGGCUGUAGCAAACACAUUGUCGAGCCUUGAGGUUGGCACCUUUCAUUUCAGGCCAGCAGCAGUUCAGAGCGUCGUCCUCAGAGUAGCGGGCUUACUGCCUCUUUAUCUGUCCGCGUCCUCAAGAGAAAUGGAGAGCAAGCGAGAUCGUCAAUUCACAGACCAGUGAAGGCAGUAUCGUAAAUUGUAGGCACUCGUCACACCGAGCGUCCUAUUCAUGCAUAUGUACUUGUACAAAAGCUGCUCCAGCGAGGUCUCGCAAGACCCGCCUCUCGCCAAAUCCUCCCAAACAUCAACGGGCAUCAAUAGUCGUACGUAGCCUGGAAAAUGCACGAUUGAUGCAAUUGCCACACUCCGUCGCAGCUGUGCCAAGCUGUUCGGCCCUCCAUGAACGCCGUCCCAUGUUUGUUUCCAUUUCCAACCGGAUGUUUCUCCAAGCCUCGCAACGCCAUGCUUUAAACAUCAAAGACCCCCAAUCGUAACCCUGUAAUGAUUUCGCGGGACCUCCGGCGAUAAUCUAAUACACUUCCUGUAUGUGCUCAUAAAACAUCAAGUAUGUUGCGAGUUAUGGG
Messenger RNA from Cercospora beticola, 1486 nucleotides. It is a transcript of the gene RLP24, whose product is annotated as ATPase-activating ribosome biosynthesis protein. The record is from RefSeq and is a predicted model, not a curated record. Gene Ontology annotation, cellular component: nucleolus. Lineage: Eukaryota; Fungi; Ascomycota; Dothideomycetes; Mycosphaerellales; Mycosphaerellaceae. Gene Ontology annotation, biological process: ribosomal large subunit biogenesis.